GGGAUGUCGAGGAUUUGCUUGUGGUGCAAGUAGAAGUAUAACGAACGUGAAAAGCGUUAGUGAAAAGGGGCGCUUGAUCGCGGAAAGCGUGCGCGUACGUGCCUCAGCUGCGUCAUCUGAUUAUUCAUUUCAUUUCCACAUUCUGAAGGACUGACGAUCGCACAGUCGACGGGAUCAAAAAUCGAGUGCGCGAUCCGGGCGGGUUACUUUGUUAACGAGUUUUUGACAGGUCGUUUCUCAAGAAAGGUCAUCCACUGAUAAGCUCCCCGUUGUUUCGUCGGUUGCUGUGCGGCGCAGGCAUUGUUUGCACCGAAAACUUCCAACAACAAUAUUUCCUUGUUACCGGGAACGGAUGACGCAUGGAGGGGCAAACAUUUUCCAUCGAAAACCCCUUUCGUGGAGUGGCUAAAACGGACAGCUAGCCAAGCUUGGCUCGGGACCGGCGGCUACUUUGUCGCAAACAGGAAGCAAAACUGCCAUUUAUACGAAUGAUAACAACGUGCUGUGGGGGUGAUACAAAGGAUUUCAGUGAUACCGUGGUGCACGCCGCCCAUCGCGUGUUAUCUUCUUUGUAUGCAAAAAUACCUUCCCAGCGGAAUGAAACGCGGCGGGAUUACCAGGAAUUGCCUGUGCAUUUGAAAGUGCUGUGAAUUUGCUGCAACUGUUUGCAUUUGGAACUUCUAGCCUGUGUUUGUAUGUGUUCGGCCGUCGGUUGAAUUUGUUGGUGGUCAAGGCGAAUGCCACUGCAGCUUCCAGAUCUAUGAUACCGCAUGUAGUGUGUAGCAGCUUGUUGGAUAACCGUGAUUUAUUACCGACAAUUUAGUACCAUCUUACCCGUUGCGCUGCGCACUCCCGAUUUCCGAUACUAGACGAGGAUAUCCUGCAUUUCUUCCUAUGAUUAUCCCACAUUUGGAAACAUAAUCCUUCCCACCCCGCGGACCCCCCUACGAUGAGUCUCGAAACGAUGAAUGAUCUGAUGAAAAAGUACAAAAACUGGAAAUCGUAUGUUAAGUUUGUAAAGUUGGUUUCGGACGCCGGAAUGGAAGAUGAAACGAUGUUUGGCGAGAAGCAAUCGAUACGGGACUCGGCCCGGUCGCUCAAGAAGUACGGCAGCAUAUCCGGCGGAAGUCGCAGCCCGGCCGCCCUGCAGUCCUCCGAUGCCCUCAUCAGGCACGACGUCGAGCGAACCGAUACACUGCAGGGGCUCAGUUUGAAAUAUGGGUGCAGUAUGGAACAAAUCAGGCGAGUUAACAGGCUACUCCCGACGGACACCAUCUUUCUACGACCAUUCCUCAUGAUACCGGUCGCCAAGGAGUCCCCUUUCUACCCGAAAGAUCCCGAAGCAAUCAUUCGUCCAAACACGCUCGCUGCUCGAGCGGCGACCAGCGCCAUUCCCGGUGGUGCCGCCGGCAGCUCCCAUGGAACCAGCAAUAACAACAACAACAAUAACAACAACAACCAUAGUCUUAGCAGCUCGGAAGACAACGGAUAUCCGUCGCACGAAGACUCGCCACUGGUUUCGCCGGAGGAGGAAAGUCGCAAAAAUCUGGAAGAUUUCCUCGGUAAAAUUGACAGCUCGAUCGCCAGCACGCGCAAGUGCAUUGCCGAGGUGCAGCGAAACAGCGACUUCGUGACGAGCAGUCAGAGCGACGACAAUCUGUUCUUCUCGUCCGCGUCCGGAGCGGCCAGUGGGAGCGGUAGUAGCAGCGGUUACUAUUCGAAACCCCGUGCCUACUCGAACGCGUCGUCGUCAUCGUCGAUCUCGUCGUAUCAGCAGUACCACUAUCAUCUUCCGGGUGGACCCAGCGGGGCACAGGCUUACGGAGUAGGUGGUAGUGGGACCGCAAAUCACCACCACCAGCACCACAAGCGGCAGAGUUCCUCCGGCAGUGCGGCGUCCGAUACGAGUCAGCUGAUCGUGAUGACGCAAGGUAAGCGCGUACAAAGCUCCCUCCAGAAGCUGGAGCGCCAGCAGGAUGAGCUGUUUGAGUUGUAGCAUCGGCCACUGCCGGAAGCUACCUGCGAGAUUAACGAAGUGGAAGAGACCAUACAUCAUCACCAUCUAGGAGAGAAGGAAGUGGAUUACGGUGCUCACGGGGAAACACCCGUCAGCAGUGACGACGACGACGACGAGGACAACAACUUCUACUCAACCCUGAACCAUCGACAUGGUGUCACCGCAAACCAGGGCGAUUUCAUGUCACCGGAGAUGGAAUGCUUGAUCCAGCAUCAACCGGAUCCUGCUCAAGCAUCGGUCUUUUCUUCCUCGCGGCAGAAGAACAACUACCACCACCACAUCACCCAUCACAAUCACAAUCAGCGGCUGGUGCGACGCCGUCUACAUCACACGCUCCAUCGACACCUUCAAGCUUUCGGUACCGGGCUGAAAGGUAAGCUUGGCGAUUUAGUCGGUAUGCUGGUGCGCCGAGGGCAACGAUUAGCAGCAGUCGGGAAUUCACGAAGCCAUCGUCGUGCAUUGAUAUUGCCCCAGUCGUCAACAAUUCCGGUAGAAGCGAUGCAAGGUACAAACAAUUCCUAAUUGUGCAUCCGAUCAGUUAUAAGUCGUCGUAAAUGUAUUCUUCGAACAUCGAAACGCUUCGAACAACAAGAUAAAGGAUUAUUUUCACCACAACUGUGUCUGGUGUGGUGCUGAGGGA
This is a messenger RNA of Anopheles coustani, 2657 nucleotides long. RefSeq lists its product as uncharacterized. Bases 950 to 1996 code for a protein of 348 amino acids. The record is from RefSeq and is a predicted model, not a curated record. NCBI's taxonomy places the organism in Eukaryota, Metazoa, Arthropoda, Insecta, Diptera, Culicidae. The transcript has 3 exons.